GUAGGGCACUGCUUGAUUUUCAAUGCAAUGCGCCAAUGCAAAGGCUUGGUAGGCGAUACGUAAAAUCUAUUUUUCUCAUUUUCAAUUUCUACGUUUAGGUACCAACAUUUGUUGUUAACUUUAUAAUAUUAAUAAUAAUUUAAUAGUAUUACCAAAAAAAUUCAAAAUGGUUAUGCCAGGAAUGACUCUAGAUAGCUUGAAAAAACACAAGUCCUUAAUCCCAUUGUUUCUUUGUCUGGGUAUUGGAAUGGCUGGUGCUGGUUUCUAUUUGACUCGAUUGGCAAUGAAAAGCCCAGAAGUGACAUGGCAUCCAAAGAAAAAUCAAGAGCCGUGGGAAGCAUAUAAAGAAAAAACCUACAAAUUUUAUUCUACUACAUCAGAUCCUCCAGUCAGCCCAGCUCCUAAAUAUUAGAAAUUCACCAACAUCAAUAUUGUUUGAUCGGUUAUAUAAAAUGAACAUAGUGUUAUGAAUUUUUUUUUUGCUGUGUUUUCUAUAUUAAAUAAAGAAUUGAUGUCAAAUGUACUUAGA
Myzus persicae (green peach aphid) is the source of this 529-nucleotide messenger RNA. It is a transcript of the gene ND-MLRQ, whose product is annotated as cytochrome c oxidase subunit NDUFA4. The record is from RefSeq and is a predicted model, not a curated record. The transcript has 3 exons. Bases 167 to 412 code for a protein of 81 amino acids. NCBI's taxonomy places the organism in Eukaryota, Metazoa, Arthropoda, Insecta, Hemiptera, Aphididae.